UUGAUAUACAGUAUACUGAUAUGAACCAGAAUAAUGUUUUACACUUAGUUUUAUAUAGUUACAGAUAUGGUAAAAAUGGAAGUGAUGGGUUGCUACAGUGUGUAAUUAAAUUAAUUAAAGCUGGUAUAAAUGUCAACCACCUGAAUGAAGACCGACAAACACCUAUAAUUAUAGCUGCUGUGAAAGGAUUGUAUAACAUUGUUAUAUAUCUGAUAGAUCAUUGUGUUGAUAUACAGUAUACUGAUAUGAACCAGAAUAAUGUUUUACACUUAGUUUUAUAUAGUACAUGGCAAUGUGAUGAAUUGUUACAGUGUGUAAUAAAAUUAGUUAAAGCUGGUGUAGAUGUCAACCAUCUGAAUGUAGACCAACAAACACCUAUAGAUAUAGCUGCUAGGAAAGGAUUUUAUAACAUUGUUAUAUAUCUCAUAGAUCAAUGUGUUGAUAAACAAUAUACUGAUAUGAAACAGAAUAAUUUCUUACACUUAGUGUUAGGUAGUGGAAGGAGUGGAAGGACAUAUGAUGAAAUAGAAAGUGGGUUAUUACAGUGUGUAAUGAAAUUAGUUAAAGAUGGUGUAGAUGUCAACCAUCUGAAUGUAGACCAACAAACACCCAUAGAUAUAGCUGCUAUAUUGUAUAACAUUGUUAUAUAUCUGAUAGAUCAUUGUGUUGAUAUACAGUAUACUGAUAUGAACCAGAAUAAUGUUUUACACUUAGUUUUAUAUAGUUACAGAUAUGGUAAAAAUGAAAGUGAUGAGUUGCUACCUUGUGUAAUUAAAUUAAUUAAAGCUGGUAUAAAUGUCAACCACCUGAAUGAAGACCGACAAACACCUAUAAUUAUAGCUGCUGUGAAAGGAUUGUAUAACAUUGUUAUAUAUCUGAUAGAUCAUUGUGUUAAUAUACAGUAUACUGAUAGGGAACAGAAUAAUGUCUUACACUUAGUUUUAGAUAGUACAUGGCAAUAUGUUGAAAUAGAAAGUGAUGAAUUGUUACAGUGUGUAAUAAAAUUAGUUAAAGCUGGGGUAGAUGUAAACCAUAUGAAUGAAGACCAACAAACACCUAUAGAUAUAGCUGCUAGGAAAGGAUUUUAUAACAUUGUUAUAUAUCUCAUAGAUCAAUGUGUUGAUAAACAAUAUACUGAUAUGAAACAGAAUAAUUUCUUACACUUAGUGUUAGGUAGUGGAAGGAGUGGAAGGGAAUAUGAUGAAAUAGAAAGUGGGUUGUUACAGUGUGUAAUGAAAUUAGUUAAAGCUGGUGUAGAUGUCAACCAUCUGAAUGUAGACCAACAAACACCUAUAGAUAUAGCUGCUAUGUACCAAUUGUAUAACAUUGUUAUAUAUCUGAUAGAUCAUUGUGUUGAUAUACAGUAUACUGAUAGGGAACAGAAUAAUGUCUUACACCUAGUGUUACAAAGGGAAAGAAGAUAUAGUGAAAUAGAACGUGAAGAGUUGCUACAGUGUGUAAUUAAAUUAGUUAAAGCUGGUGUAGAUGUCAACCAUCUGAAUGAAGAACACCAAACACCCAUAGAUAUAGCUGCUGCUAGUAACAGAUUGUAUAACAUUGUUAUAUAUCUGAUAGAUCAUUGUGUUGAUAUACAGUAUACCGAUAAGACACAGAAUAAUGUCUUACACUUAGUUUUAGAUAGUACAUGGCAAUAUCUUGAAAUAGAAAGUGAUGAAUUGUUACAGUGUGUAAUAAAAUUAGUUAAAGCUGGGGUAGAUGUCAACCAUAUGAAUGAAGACCAACAAACACCUAUAGAUAUAGCUGCUAGGUGCAGAUUGUAUAACAUUGUUAUAUAUCUGAUAAAUCAUUGUGUUGAUGUACAGUAUACUGAUAAGAAACAGAAUAAUGUCUUACACUUAGUUUUAUAUAGUUACAGAUAUGGUAAAAAGGAAAGAGAUGAGUUGUUACCUUGUGUAAUUAAAUUAGUUGAAACUGGUGUAGAUGUCAACCAUCUAAAUCAAGACCAACAAACACCUAUAGAUAUAGCUGUUAGGAACAGGUGGUAUAAUGUUGUAAUGUAUUUGUUAGGACAUGGGGCACAUGUAUAUUAUAUUGAUGAAUAUGACCAGAAUAUUCUGCACCAUGUAUUAUAUAAUAUACACUGUAUUCUCGAGGAAGACGAGUAUUCAGACGAGGAAGCCGAGUAUUCAGACGAGGAAGACGAGUAUUUAGACAAGCAAGAUUUAGACCCUGUAUUAUAUGAUAUGCAUCGUAUUAACUCGGAAGAUUUAGACCAGUAUACAGACGAUUGGAUUCAGGUUGUUAAAACUUUGAUAAACAUGAGAGUAGAUGUGAACAAACCCGAUAUUGAUGGUAACACUCCGCUGUUCUAUAUAGCAACAAACGAUGAUGCCCUGAUAAACGUAUUAAAUCAAAGUAAUAUCUUCAGAUUACAAUAUAAUCUAUUAAAACAAAGUAAUAUGUUAUGCUUCAGAUUACUCUAUAAUUUGUUUACUGCAUUGAUCUCUGCUGGCUGUAAUGUGAAUCAUCAAAAUAAAGAUGGACAAACGCCAUUAAUGUACUGUACAAGAAGGCAAACUGAUAUCCGUAUCUUAAAACAGAUGAUUCAACAUUCUGAUGUAAAUCUGACAGAUAAUAAUGGUGAUACAGCGUGUAGUUAUUGUGUUCAAUAUCGUGACGUGGAUUGCACUAAUAUAUUUAAACUUUAUUCUCGCGAUGUACUCAUGUCACCUAACAACGAAGUGAAAUUAUUUCACCAGAUUCUUACUUGUAAGAGGUUGGAGCUGUUCAAUUAUUACAUGGGAUUACAGGUGAUUGUUAAUGGUGUUACAACAGAAGGAGAAAAUAUGCUACAUCUGUUAGCUAGAGUAAACUAUGAUUAUUCUCUACAGACGUUUAACUGGUUGUUUAAUAAAAAGCUAGACGUAAACCAUCCAUGUUCUAAAACCAAUACACCUAUUAUGAUAGCUGCUCUGUUAUUGAAUAGUAAAUAUUUAGAACUAUUCACACGUCAUCCUAGACUAGACAUCAAUGCACAGAAUAACAACGGUCACACAGCUCUUCAUCUGUGUAUCAUUGGAUUUACUCUGAUUAAAGAUGGCCUAAAUAACAGACAGGAAAAUGACGUUGUUGAGGAUUACUGUAGACAGAUAUAUCCAAUAUACAUGGAGUGUGUUGAUAUUUUACUGGCUGCUGUUGGUAUAAAUAUAAAUACUCAAGAUGGGAGAGGUAGAACUGCUUUAAUGAUGGCGGCAAUGAAAAACGAUAGAUUUCUUAUAAGGAAAUUACUUAAUGCUGGUGCACUGGUUAAUUACAGUGGAAAAUCUGCUUUACAUCAUCUUGAUAUUUAUGAGAGUGUGUUUGAUCUAAGUUUUAAAUUACUUGUAUCUGCUGGAGAUAAUAUGCUUCUCAAUUUACCCUGUAUUAAUGGUACCACACUGAUCCAAGCCACCUUGUGUUUUCCACGUUGUUGGGAUCCACGUACGGCUGUUAGUUUUAUUAAAUAUUUAGUCGGUGAAAACUGCUGUCUUCAGUCUCUUGUUACAUCUUCAGUUGAAAGUAGUUAUAACCAGAUUGAUAUGAGAGAACUUAGCAGUCAAGAGAGAGGUGAACUGAGAAAACUUUUAUAUCUUGGUGGCGCUCCUGAAAACCAAAUAGUAGCAACAUUAAAUUUUGAGAAGGAAGAUACAAAUGUAGAGAGAGAUGACAUGGAAAGACUAUUAUGUCUUAGAGGUUCACCAGAAGAAGAAAUAGUACAACAUUUAAAUUUCCUGGAAAGAGAUAUAGAUGAUCCAGAUGCCACAUUCAACUCACGACACCGAGAGAUAUUCACUAAGUACUGCUGUAAUAUAUCUCUCAAGUCUCAGUGUAGGAGAAUCAUCAGAAAGAAGCUAGGAUUGGGUAUAAAUGAGAAGGUUAUGGAUCUAGAACUGCCUAGAGAAUUAAACGAAUUUCUCCUGUUAAAAGAUGUUCUUCAUCCUACAGAUUACAACAUAGAUAAUAUUGAUGAUGGUUGUAAUGAUUUUGAUGAUGAUGAUGGUUAUGGUGGCUAUGAUAGAGCUAAAGACAGAUAUGAUGAUUAUAGGCGAUAUAUCUACAAAUAUUACACUUUAAAUACUGACCAUGAGCUGAACAUCGAGUGUACGAAAACCAUGAAAUAUCCCAAUGGUCAACGCUGGUCAUGAUUUAUGUUUUGAUGCAUAUUUUAUAAAAUGUAUCAAAAUGAAAUAGUUGCUUUCUGUUGACGUUAUAGUUGUUACUGGAAGGUGAUGAUUAUAGUCAGAUUAAUUAACAGUAUUUAACACUCACAGCUACUAGUAAAAUUAGCUGAAUGAAAUCCAUAAUCUAAAAUAAAUAGCAUUGUAAAAGUUAUCUCGUGAUUAUCAUUCAGUAAGGUAUUCUCCGGUCACUUUAGACCAUAAAAUUUAUAAUGGACAGGCAUAGAAUCAUGUAUCGUACCCAACAACGCGAACAUUCUGCAGUACGAAGGGUUAAAACUCUACUCUAAUAGUAAGUGCAGGAGGAUCGCACUACAUUGCACCAAAUAAACAAACACCAAAUCAAGUAAAUGGAUCCGUGGACCAGCCGUAAGCGUCCACUGCGCUGUAAGUCCCGGGCAUGUAGUGACACAGACUUCACUCAAAUUUAAAAACAAUCAGAAAUACAAAAAAGAUGUAACCGAAAUAAUGUGACGUCAUGAGUUAGAACGUCAAACAAUUUUAACAAUAAGGGCGAUAAUCCGGAUAGAAUCUCGGAAAACGCUAAAUUAAUAAGUGUAGUGAAGAAACAGGAGCACAACCCGACAACGAGAACAUUCUGCAGUACGAAGGGUUCAAAUAUGACGUCAUUUUAGGUUUGGCGUCAUUAUCGCAUAUCGUCAUUAUGGCGUGAUAAUAACGGCGAGUGCAGGAAGAGACGAUUAUACGGUCAUUUCUGUGUGUGACGUUAGUUGUAUUUUCCGUGAUAUCGCAGACAUUGAUAUAUUCACUGAAUCAGUGAUAUGUAAUACUAACGGAACUAGAACAUUCUAACCCAACUUUUUGCAACUACAUCUGUUUGUUUUGUGAUAUGUCUUUAUUUCAGUUAAUUUUAAUAACCUGAUCAUACAGAUUCUUCAGAGUCUAUGAAUGGAUAUAAAGGAGAAUUCAAUGAUUUUCUUCUAUAAAGAUUAUAACAUGUACUAUAUCGGUUGAUUAUGGGCUAUGAUCAUACAGAUAUAAAGGAGAAUUCAAUGAUUUUCCUCUAUAAAGAUUAUAACACGUACUAUAUCGGUUGAUUAUGGGUUAUGAUCAUCAUUAUCAUUCAUAGUACUUAUGUAUUGUCCCUAUAUAUAAAAUAUAU
Patella vulgata (common limpet) is the source of this 5301-nucleotide messenger RNA. RefSeq names its product ankyrin-2-like. The transcript is spliced from 2 exons. The record is from RefSeq and is a predicted model, not a curated record. Gene Ontology annotation, molecular function: protein binding. The coding region runs from base 21 to 4145 and encodes 1374 amino acids. Lineage: Eukaryota; Metazoa; Mollusca; Gastropoda; Patellidae.